This is a messenger RNA of Ceutorhynchus assimilis (cabbage seed weevil), 671 nucleotides long. NCBI's taxonomy places the organism in Eukaryota, Metazoa, Arthropoda, Insecta, Coleoptera, Curculionidae. The record is from the annotation of a GenBank genome assembly.
CGUGCGGUGCUGAUAUGCAAUCGUCCUUUCAGCAAAUAGCAAAUCGAUGUUUACAGUAAAUCCCAUCAAGGAAAACCCAGUUUUUUCUUCUACAAUGACGGUGGUCGUUGCAUUUUCACAUUAUAUCUGCUAGACUCGGCGAAGAAGCGAACAUUCUGCAAAAGCUGUGGUGAUACCUAGUAAACAAUAUUGAUACAGUGGUGUCUUUACAGUUAUUUGUUCCUGCUUAAAAGUUAAAAUGGCAGUAAAACUAUUUUGUUUGUUGGUGCUUAUGGCUAUUAGUCUAAGUUUAGUUGCAUCGAGGCCUGCAAGUUCUUAUACGGAAGAUUUACCAGACGUAAUGUGUAGACUUCCCGAAGUGAAAGGACAUUGUCGAGCAUUGAUAAUGAGAUGGAGGUAUGAUCCAAGUUCAGGGAAAUGCUUUGAAUUCGGUUUUGGAGGCUGUGACGGCAACGGUAACAAUUUUUCUUCGAAGAAAGCAUGUAUGGAUAUGUGUUCAGAAAUCCGAUAGUAUGCUGCGUUUCUGUUCAUUGUGAAGAAACGAGAUGUUAAAAUAACUGUACAAAUAUUUUUAUUUAUUUUUUUUUAGAACAAAAAUGCUUAAGUUUAUCAAUUAAGUUUCAAGUUAUUUAUUUUUUGUAUAAAUUUUUUAAUAAAUGUGAUUAAGAUUU